Anguilla rostrata (American eel) is the source of this 5065-nucleotide messenger RNA. RefSeq names its product limb and CNS expressed 1 like (gene lix1l). Gene Ontology annotation, cellular component: cytoplasm. The transcript is spliced from 7 exons. Lineage: Eukaryota; Metazoa; Chordata; Actinopteri; Anguilliformes; Anguillidae. Bases 603 to 2510 code for a protein of 635 amino acids. Gene Ontology annotation, biological process: autophagosome maturation. The record is from RefSeq and is a predicted model, not a curated record.
UGACGCUGUUUAGGGUAAAUUGUGCGCAAUGUUGCCCGUGCGAAAUGGUUUUUUUUUCAUUUAGACAGAUUAAGUUUAAUGUGGUAAUCCAAAAGAAGAAAGAAAAAAAAAACAUCAAUUCAGGCUAUUCCUGAUUACGCCUAACGCGUCAACGUAUAAUCAUCUUAAAUAAGUGAAAGAUUGACCACGAUUUGGCGGUUAGUUAUGCGCUGCCGCGAGGCUCUGUGGGUCCAGGUGUUGUUCAGCUGUGCGUGACUUUCAUACUUUCUCCUGUUUAAUAUUUUUCUUCAACUGAUCGGACGAAUUUCCUCUUUCGCCAAAGCUUGGAAUUCUCCGCCCACACAGCGAGAUUGACAGGCAGACGGUCUAAUCUUCACGAAGUCUAACGGGAUUGGCAGAGAUUCUACACCAGUGUCGGGAGAAUCCCCGUUAUUUUUUUAAUUACCCUCGUCUGAACUCCUGUGCGUUUUGUUGGGUCCUGCCUUGUUCUUUUCAUUUCGCUUCAUAAACUUUUUUCUUCCCCCUCCCCGUUAUCCGCUACACGUAGCUAGGUUUCUUUUAGCGUCUUCGUUUCCACCGAGAUUUUUUUCUUCCAGAAAACAAUGGAGUCCAUACGCCCACAACGUCUUCAGCCUGGCAUCGGAUUUGGAGCCGGAUCGACUGGGACGCUUCGGUCUUCUCUCCGACCGGGGGUUACCGUCCCCACCGCUCCGCCGCAGCCGCCGUCGGCCUGUCUGUCCGCCUCGUCGGGGCCGCCGCCGCCCCCGCCGCCGCUUCAGCUGCACAGCCUCGGGGUCGGCGUGAUGGGAAACGCCGGGAUGGGGACCGCGGGGAUGGCCGGGCUCGGGCUGUGUAAUCCGGGGAAUCCGACGGUGCUGCGCGAGGCGGUGGAGGCUGUCGUGAGGAGCUUCGCGAAGCAUACCCAGGGAUAUGGCAGAGUGAACGUGGUGGAGGCGCUGCAGGAGUUCUGGCAGAUGAAACAGUCCCGGGGGGCGGACCUUCGAAACGGCGCGCUGGUGGUGUACGAGAUGGUGCCCUCCAACAACCCCCCCUACGUCUGCUACGUCAGCCUGCCCGGGGGCAGCUGCUUCGGGAGCUUCCAGUUCUGCCCCACGAAGGCAGAGGCGAGGCGGAGCGCGGCCAAAAUCGCCCUGAUGAACUCGGUCUUCAACGAGCACCCGUCACGCCGCAUCACCGACGAGUUCAUCGAGAAGAGCGUGAGCGAGGCGCUGGCCUCCUUCAACGUGAGCUCUCCGCCUCCUCCUCUUCCUCCUCUUCGCAGCUUCUCACUGGCUGACGAUGACGAUAGUGAGAAUGAUGAUGGUGGAAGUGGUGAUGAUACUGAUGAUUGUUAUGGAGGUAUUGGUGAUUAUGAAAUUGAUGAUGAUGAUAUUGAUGAUGUUGAUGAUGGUGGUGGUAGUGGUGAUGAGGAUGAUAGUGGUGAUGGUAUUGAUGAUGAUGAUGAUGAGGAUGAUAGUGGUGGUAGUGGUGGUGAUGAUAUUGAUGAUGAUGAUGAUGAUAGUGGUAGUGGUGAUGAUGAUGAUGAGGAUGAAAGUGACUCCCUGCCCCACACCGUCCCAACACCAGACAUCCCUGCCCACACUCCCGACACCGGACAUCCCUGCCCCACACUGUCCCAACACCGGACAUCCCUGCCCCACACCGUCCCAACACCAGACAUCCCUGCCCCACACCGUCCCAACACCAGACCUCCCUGCCCCACACCGUCCCAACACCAGACCUCCCUGCACCACACCGUCCUGACACCGGACAUCCCUGCCCCACACUAUCCCAACACCGGACCUCCCUGCACCACACCGUCCCAACACCAGACUCCCUGCCCCACACCGUCCCAACACCAGACCUCCCUGCACCACACCACAUCCCUGCCCCACACUAUCCCAACACCAGACCUCCCUGCCCCACACUGUCCCGACGCCGGACCUCCCUGCCCCACACCGUCCCAACACCAGACCUCCCUGCACCACACCGUCCCGACGCCGGACCUCCCUGCCCCACACUAUCCCAACACCAGACCUCCCUGCACCACACCGUCCCAACACCAGACCUCCCUGCCCCACACCGUCCCAACACCAGACCUCCCUGCACCACACCGUCCCGACGCCGGACAUCUCGUUCAGGAACGAGCCUGGUUUCUGAUUGGCUGCCUCUUUCAGGAGCUGAUGACGGUCUUCCAGCUGCUGCACUGGAACGGCAGCCUGAAGGCGAUGAGGGAACGCCAGUGCUCCCGCCAGGAAGUCCUGGCUCACUACUCGCACCGGGCGCUGGACGACGACAUGCGCACCCAGAUGGCGGCCGAUUGGGUGAACCGGGAGCAGGGCGUGGCCGGGACCAUCUCGCGGGAGCUGGCGGCGACCGAGCGGGAGCUGGAGCAGGCCAGGAUGGCGGGAAGGGAGCUCCGCUUCCACAAGGAGAAGAAGGACAUCCUGAUGCUGGCCGUGGGGCAGCUGGGGAACGCCAACGCCGCCACCCUGCCCUCCAGCUGCUAGGCCCGCGGUGGGGGUGGGGGUGGGGGGCGGAGCUAAGGGAGGGUGGGCAGCGGCUGUGGGAGGAGCCUCGCACUGGCUCCGCCCUCAAUUCACGAUUGUACGGGACAUCGCUGCAGCGAUUAAGCCGAUCCACAACACCAGAGGUCAUGCUUAAAAAAACGACCGUCACAGGGUUCGCUAGUGUCUGAAAACCUAAAGAAAAAAGAACAAAAAUGUAUGUGUUAUUUUGCUUCUUUAAAAAAUGAAAAAAAAAAAGAAUUCUGACCUUUCAGAUCCACUGACUGUACGUCUUUUUGGGUUCUAUGGAGGUUCCCGCCUAUGUGGAAAAUGGGCUGAUGGGAAGGCGUGUAAAAGCUUAUCUCAAAUGCUGUAUCUCUCAAAUGCUGUUUUCUGUCUCAGAAUUAAAUGCCUGCCUUAGAUCUAAAGGGAUCCAGACUUAACCGCACCAAACUCAGGUGGGCGUCACAGAGACUAGCCACGCCCCCUUUUUUCUCUCAGCAGGGUACAGGAAGUGCUGUGUUAAUUCGGGUGGAAUUAAUGCAGCUCAAUGCCUUUCAUUUUUUUUAAAACACCCACCAGGAACCUCCAGCAGGUCUGACUGCCUGCCUGCCUCUGCAUUUUCCUGCCCCCCCUCCCUACCUCCCCUCCCCCACCCCCCCCCACGGAACUGCCAGCCACAAAUCUAAUGAAAUCCAUUCAUAAAAAUGUACCGCCGGCAAAAGAACAGUUGACGUAUUUUCCAAAUGAGGCCUCAAUCUGGCACACAACUGGAAAGAGCAAAAAGACAAAAAGAGAGCCGCCCCCCCACCCCCACUCACCACAAAAUCCCACCUCCAAGUCCUGUAUUCACAGGGCCUUUAGGGCUCAACCAAAUAAAAACAAGACAAAAGAACACUAAUCUCCCCCUGAAGCAGGAACUUGCAGCCUUUUGUAAGAUGUUUUCAACCAGUCGAGUAUAAUCGCUAUGAAACUUAAAAAAAAAAAAAUAAAUAAAAUAAAAAAACGUUCCGGCAGCCUCAUGGAAAGGUAUUGUGUGUAAAAAUGUAAAAUCCAAAAUUCAAGGGGUAUAUCUUGCAUAUGUAUUGAACUGUACUCCAUACAUGUGAAAUAUGUCAUAGCCCUUAUGAUAAACUUAUAUUAGGAAAAUGCUUCAGUUAUUGCCUUUUUAUAUCUGUAGGAGUAGGUGUUGUAUAUUGCACAACUGCACCAUUGCAAUGUACAGGACAUAUGUAAGUUUACAAUGUACAAUGUAUGUACUUUUAAUGCAUAAUUUAGUAUUAUGUCUAUAUGCAUAACAUUGUAUAUGUGAAAGUGGCAAUCCAUAUAUUUUGUAGUUAUAUGCAUUGUGCAUAGAUAUGUAUUUGGAUAAUAUUCCUCAUGUUUUGGAUCUUGUAUUCAAAUGGGCCGUGUGUUGGAAUGUACUUUUUCUUCGUGAAGGAACAUUUGACUGGUUUCUGGGAUUUUAUUUUCAGAGAAUCAUUUUGUCAACCGAUAACCAAUGUGACUUUCAAAAUGGUUUUAAUCUUUACUAUCUCCUCUCUCUCUCUCUCCAUUUGUCUUUCGCUCUAUCUUUCUAUUAUUUGACUUUGAAAACAUGAUGCGUUAACAGAAUUACAAAACGGUAUGACUAUGAAAUUAAUUGUAACUGUUUAAGGGUUGGGAUAAGGAUGGAAGCUGCCUUGGUAUGUUUCUGCAACUGUUAUUACCAAGCAGUUCAUGAGGCCAGACAAUGAAUGGAUGGAUGUCAUCCUAUUGUCUCUAUACCAUGUGAUACAAAGAAAACGGAUGGAUGGAUGUCAUCCUGAUGUCUCUAUGCCAUGUGAUACAAAGAAAAUGGAUGGAUGGAUGUCAUCCUGUUGUCUCUGUACCAUGUGAUUCAAAGAAAAUGGAUGGAUGGAUGGAUGUCAUUCUGCUCUCUCUGUGCCAUGUGAUACAAAAAGCCAUAUUGACAAAGUGCAAUCAGUAGUGUAGAUUUUAGCCUGGGAGAGUACAGCCUGGUAUCAGGCUCUUUUUUUACACACAUGUAUGAUUUUGUAAUUGCUAUCUUUAUUAUGAUUAGUAUGUUAUGUUAAGUGUAUAAUUAUGACAAUGUACUUACUAUGUACUUAAUAUUUUUUUGUAUUUUUAUUUCAGUACCUUUUUAAUGCAUUCCCCUGGUCCGACACAUGAAAGGUUUUUUGGUGCGCAGUUUUUUAGCACUUGAGUUUUCGUAGGAAAUACUCUUUUUACGAUUCAAAAUACACGUUUUUCAGUUGUGCAGCAUGCUUUUAUAAGCCGCACACCUUAAUCGUUUGUACAAACACAGUUUGUCAUCAGGUUCUUUUAUCCCCAAAAUAAUGAUUUAUGAACUAACAAUCCAUGCUUAACUGAGUAAAAUGCAUUUUUAUGAAAGUUCUACAGUAUAUACCGCAGAAUGUUUUUUUGUUUUGUUUUUGUUUUAUACAUUUGUUAUAUGUAUUUUCUAUGACCGAUUUUUAAGUAUUACUUUUUUUUUUUACUCAACAUAGGUUUGUAUUUCAAUUUUUAAAAAAUGAAAAUAAAACGGUGAUAAGGUU